UUACAGGUUACUACUCAAGCUGACAUAGGCCUUGCUGAUGCCUUUAUUCAUGGGGAUUUCUCUUUCGUUGAUAAGCAUGAAGGUCUUCUUAAUCUUAUCAUGAUAUUUAUUGCCAACAGAGAUUUGAAAUUAUCUGUCAAGAGACGCUGGUGGAGCCCAUUGCUUUUUAUAUCAGCACUUUCAUCUGCAAAAUAUUUCAUUCAACAUGUUUCAAAUCGAAACACCCUGACUCAGGCUCGUCGGAAUAUUUCUCGUCAUUAUGACCUGAGUAAUGAGCUCUUCUCACUCUUUCUGGAUGAGACAAUGACAUACUCAUGUGCAAUAUUCAAGAGUGAGGAUGAAGACCUGAAAGUUGCACAACUGAGAAAGAUUUCUCUUCUCAUUGCAAAGGCAAAAAUUAGCAAGGAACAUCACAUUUUAGAGAUUGGAUUUGGCUGGGGAUGUUUUGCUGUGGAAGUUGUCAAGAACACAGGAUGCAAGUAUACUGGUAUCACUCUCUCCGAGCAGCAACUGAAGUAUGCAAAGUUGAGAGUUGAGCAAGCCGACCUUCAGGAUCAAAUUACAUUUCUCCUAUGUGACUAUCGCCAAAUCCAAAAUAAGGACAAAUAUGACAGAAUUAUAUCAUGCGAGAUGUUAGAGGCUGUUGGUCAUGAGUUUAUGGAGGAAUUCUUUGCUUGCUGUGAAUCUGCACUGGCCGAGGAUGGCCUUCUUGUCCUACAGUUCAUUUCAAUACCAGAAGAGAGGUAUGACAGUAACAGGCAUAGCAGAGAAUUCAUGAGAGAGUAUAUAUUCCCAGGUGGAUGCUUGCCUGCACUAAGUCCAGUAACAUCAGCUAUGGCUUCUGCAUCAAGACUAUGUGUAGUGCAUGUGGAAGAGAUAGGAAUUCAUUACUAUCAGACUUUGAGAUGUUGGCGAAAAAACUUCAUGAAAAACAAAAGCCAAAUUCUUUCUUUGGGAUUUGAUGACAAGUUCAUCAGGACAUGGGAGUACUACUUUGACUACUGUGCUGCUGGAUUUAAAACGUGCACACAAGGAGAUUAUCAGAUUGUAUUUUCAAGGCCAGACAAUGUUGCAGCUUUUGGUGAUCCUUACAAUGGUGUGCCUUCAUCUUAUUAG
Messenger RNA from Solanum stenotomum, 1116 nucleotides. RefSeq lists its product as uncharacterized. The annotation marks the transcript as partial. Lineage: Eukaryota; Viridiplantae; Streptophyta; Magnoliopsida; Solanales; Solanaceae. Gene Ontology annotation, molecular function: methyltransferase activity. The record is from RefSeq and is a predicted model, not a curated record. Gene Ontology annotation, biological process: lipid biosynthetic process. The transcript has 12 exons.